Ochotona curzoniae (black-lipped pika) is the source of this 5145-nucleotide messenger RNA. RefSeq names its product collagen type XVIII alpha 1 chain (gene COL18A1). Gene Ontology annotation, molecular function: protein binding. NCBI's taxonomy places the organism in Eukaryota, Metazoa, Chordata, Mammalia, Lagomorpha, Ochotonidae. The record is from RefSeq and is a predicted model, not a curated record. The transcript is spliced from 40 exons.
AUGGCUCCCGACCCCAGCGGCCGCCUGGGCCUGCUGCUGCUGUUGGCCUGCUGCGUGCCGAUCGCCUGGGCCCAGAUCCUGAAUUGGAUAUGGCCCGGCGAGAAGCUCAGCCCCAUAUCCAAGUGGGUCCUCAAGCCCCACGACAGCCCCGUGGAGCCCACGCUGGGACUCACCACGCACGUGGACCUGGGGCAUGGCUCCACGGAACCCGAGGCCAGCCGGAGCCCAGCGCCUGCCGACGCCACCCCCGACGCCAUCCUGGCCACGAGCCCAGGCACGACCAAGGAAGAAAAUGUCGCUGGAGUCGGAGCCCAGAUCCUGAACGUGGCUGCGAGCAUCCGGAGCUUCGUCCAGCUGUGGGAUGAGGCUGCCCCCACUGAGAGUGCUGCUGCGGUGGCCACGCUGGCUACUGCGGCUUUUACAGACCCCCUCACCCUCCCAAGGCCACCUGAUGAGCCCCCGGAGCACAGAGACACUCUUGGGCCCAGCACUGCAGCCCCGGACGCCCUGACGACCACCGCUGACGUGCUGGCACCCACCGCACCACUUGCCUCCUCUGGACAGCCCCGGGCAUCAUUGGGGGUGUCCCCAGGUAGAACCGCUCUGUCUUCUCCGCCUGGUGGGGCCCCUCCCUGGGGAAGUCCCAUGCCCCUGAGGCAGCUGCAGGAUCUGCACAGCAGCAGAGGACCCCGGCCCACGGCAGCCGCCCCCCGUCGGCAGCAGUCGGAGCAACUUGGUGGCGGCCGUCGAGCACUGCGCCUGCUUCCCCUGGUGCUGGGUCUCCCGGGUGCGCACGUGGCCCCUGCUGCUCCUACCCCCGACCUCCUGGCCUCGCCUGCUCUCGCUGCGGCCCCAGCUUUCAUCGGUGAUGGUGGCGGUGGGCCCUGGGUUUCCCACAUGGCUAAUGACUCUGCCCGCUGCCUGCCCCUGCCGCCUGCCCUGCCCAUGUGCGGCCACCUGGGUAUCGGGCACACCUGGCUGCCCAACCACCUGCGGCAUGGGCGUGGCGAGGAGGUGCAGGCCGCGGUACAGGCCUGGGGGGCCCUUCUGCUGUCCCGUUGCCACCCUUUCCUCGCCUGGUUCUUCUGCCUGCUGCUGGCACCCCCAUGCAGCCUGGGCCCACCACCCGGGCCCCCGCCGUGCCGCCAGUUCUGCGAGGCUGUGGAGGACGCCUGCUGGAGCCGCCUGGACGGGGGCCGGCUGCCCGUCGCCUGCACCUCGCUACCUGCCCAGGAAGACGGGUACUGUGUGUUCAUUGGGCCGGCUGCAGAGGGCUCCGGCGAUGAAGUGGGGCUGCUGCAACUGCUUGGGGAGCCCCCGCCCCAGCAAGUCACCGAGGUCGAGGACCCCGACGUCGGGCUGGCCUACGUCUUCGGGCCGGACGCCAACAGUGGCCAGGCGGCCCACUACCACUUCCCCAGCCCGUUUUUCCGGGACUUCUCGCUGCUGUUCCGCAUCCGGCCAGCCACGGCACAGGCAGGGGUGCUGUUCGCCAUCACGGACCCGGCGCAGGCCGUGGUCAGGCUGGGCGUGAAGGUCUCGGAGGUGCAAGACGACCACCAGCUCAUCUCGCUGCUCUACACGGAGCCAGGCACCAGCCCGACCCGCACGGCCGCCAGCUUCCGCCUGCCCGCCUUCGUGGGUCAGUGGCUGCGCUUCGCGCUGAGCGUGGAUGCUGGCCACGUGGCACUCUAUGUGAACUGUGAGGAGUUCCAGAGGGUGCCCUUCUCACGCUCGGCCCAGAGCCUGCCGCUGGAGCCGGGCUCAGGCCUCUUUGUGGCUCAGGCCGGAGGAGCUGACCCUGACAGGUUCCAGGGGAGCAUUGCCGAGUUGAGUGUGCGUGGGGACCCCCAGCUGAGCCCCCAGCACUGCCUGGACGAGGAAGACGAUGAUGAUGGCGGGGCCUCUGGGGACUUUGGCAGUGGACUUGAAGAGAAUCGAGAGCUGCGCAGGGAGGACACAGGCACGUCCCGGAAGCCCAGCCCACCACAGCCACCACCGGUCACUUCUCCUCCCUUGGCUGAAGACAGCACCAUAGAAGAUUCCAGAACUGAAGAAACUGAGGCAACUACGGUGGCCACAUUAGGAGCACACACACGUCCUGCCUCAGACCUGGUGUCCACGCGGGAUGGGGGUGUCCGGAGCCCUGCAGGCCACCUGGAGAAGGGAGGCCUGAAGGGACAGAAGGGGGAGCCAGGAGCUCAGGGUCCGCCUGGCCCGGCUGGCCCUCAGGGUCCUGCAGGCCCAGCGGCCCGGAACUCUGAUGGGCUGCCUGUCCCGGGGGCACAGGGGCCUCCUGGGCCACCAGGGCUGCCAGGGAAGGACGGCGAGCCGGGCGACCCCGGCGAAGACGGGAAGCCUGGUGAAGCCGGGCCACAAGGUUUCCCGGGGACUCCAGGAGACGUGGGCCCCAAGGGCGAAAAGGGGGACCCUGGGGUUGGGCCGAGGGGACCUCCAGGACCCCAAGGACCUCCAGGGCCACCAGGACCUCCAUUCAGACACGACAGACUGACCUUCAUCGACAUGGAAGGAUCUGGCUUUGGGGGUGACCUGGAGACGCUUCGGGGUCCUCGUGGCUUCCCCGGACCCCCUGGCCCUCCUGGCGUCCCAGGCCUGCCGGGCGAGCCAGGCCGCUUUGGUGUGAACAGCACUCACACCCCGGGCCCUGCAGGCCUCCCCGGAGUGCCUGGGCGAGAGGGGCCCCCUGGUGUCCCUGGCCCCCCGGGACCCCAAGGUCCCCCAGGAAGGGAGGGGCAGCCAGGAGCGCCGGGACCAAAAGGCAACCUUGGCGAUGUGGGCGCCCCAGGACCCAAGGGCAGCAAGGGGGACCCCGGCCCCGUGGGUAGCCCAGGCGAGACUGGCUUCGUGGGAGCCCCAGGGCCUGCUGGACCUCAAGGACCCCCCGGACCCCCAGGGCCCCCUGGGCCUCCAGGACCAGGACUUGCGGCUGGAUUUGAAGACAUGGAAGGCUCCGGGGUUCCCUUCUGGACAACAGCCGGAAACUCCGAGGGGCGGCAGGGACUGCCCGGAGCCCCAGGACUCAAGGGGGACCCUGGAGCAGAUGGGAGACCAGGGCCCAAGGGAGAAGUCGGUGCAGAUGGCGCCCCUGGCUUCCCAGGCCUCCCCGGGAGAGAUGGCGCUUUGGGACCCCCGGGACCCAAGGGAGAAAAGGGAAUCCAGGGAGAGAAAGGAGACCCCGGGAAGGAUGGGGUAGGGCAGCCGGGCCUGCCCGGGCCCCCUGGACCCCCCGGGCCUGUCGUCUACCUGUCGGAGCAGGAUGGCACAGUGACGUGAACCCUCUUGUCUGUCCUCUCUCCACAGGGCCAGCCUGGCUUCGCAGGCCUUCCUGGACCUGCUGGACCGAAGGGCGACCUGGGCUCCAAAGGCGAGCAGGGCCUGCCAGGACCCAAGGGUGAGAAGGGUGAGCCUGGCAGCAUCUUCAGCCCCGACGGCAGAGCCCUGGCCCCCGCCCAGAAAGGAGCCAAGGGCGAGCCUGGCUUCCGUGGACCCCCGGGCCCGUACGGACGUCCUGGUCACAAGGGCGAGAUUGGCUUCCCUGGACGGCCGGGACGCCCCGGGAUGAACGGGCUGAAAGGAGAAAAGGGCGAGCCGGGAGACGUGAGCGUCGGGUUUGGAAUGAGGGGACCGCCUGGCCCCCCAGGCCCCCCGGGACCGCCAGGCCCACCCGGGACGCCCGUCUAUGACAGCAACGUGUUCGCCGAGUCCAGCCACCCCGGGCCUCCAGGACUGCCAGGCCUCCAAGGACCCCCAGGACCCAAGGGUGACAAGGGAGAAGUAGGACCGCCUGGACCAGCAGGGCAGUUCCCCUUUGACUUCAUUCAACUGGAGGCCGAGAUGAAGGGCACGAAGGGCGACCGAGGCGCCCCGGGACAGAAAGGCGAGAGAGGCGAGCCUGGGGCCGGCGGCUUCUUUGGCUCCAGUGUGCCUGGUCCCCCGGGGCCCCCUGGCCCCCAGGGCUACCCCGGGAUUCCGGGUCCCAAGGGAGACAGCAUCCGGGGCCCGCCAGGCCCCCCUGGGCCUCAGGGCCCCCCUGGCAUCGGCUACGAGGGACGGCAAGGCCCUCCUGGCCCCCCCGGACCCCCUGGUCCCCCCUCCUUUCCUGGCCCUUACAGGCAAACUGUCAGCAUUCCCGGCCCCCCUGGCCCGCCGGGACCCCCAGGACCCCCUGGAACUGGGGGUGCCUCCUCAGGGGUGAGGGUGUGGGCCACCUACCAGACCCUGCUGGACAAGGUCCGCGAAGUGCCCGAGGGCUGGCUCCUCUUUGUGGCCGAGACGGAGGAGCUCUACGUCCGUGUGCGCAAUGGGUUCCGGAAAGUUCUGCUGGGGCCACGGACGCCACUUCCCCACGGGACGGACAACGAGGUGGCCGCCCUACAGCCCCCAGUGGUGCAGCUGUAUGAGGGCAACCCGCACCCCCGGCGGGAGCAGGUCCACUCCACAGUGCGGCCCUGGCGAGCUGACGACAUCCUGGCCAACCCCCCAUACCUGCCAGACCCCCGGCCCUACCCCGGAGCCCCUCGCCACGGCUCCUACACGCACCUACAGCCCGCCCGCCCCACGGCCUCACCUGAACACACCCACCAGGACUUCCGGCCGGUGCUCCACCUGGUGGCGCUCAACAGCCCCCUCUCGGGUGGCAUGCGUGGCAUCCGCGGGGCGGACUUCCAGUGCUUCCAGCAGGCGCGGGCAGUGGGGCUGGCCGGCACUUUCCGGGCCUUCCUGUCCUCGCGCCUGCAAGACCUGUACAGCAUCGUGCGCCGCUCCGACCGCACGGGCCUGCCCAUUGUCAACCUCAAGGACGAGGAGCUGUUCCCCAGCUGGGAGGCCCUGUUCUCGGGCACCCAGGGCCAGCUGAGGCCUGGGGCCCGUAUCUUCUCCUUCGACGGCAGGGACGUCCUGCGACACCCAGCCUGGCCCCAGAAGAGCGUGUGGCAUGGUUCAGACCCCAGCGGGCGCAGGCUGACCGAGAGCUACUGCGAGACCUGGCGGACAGAGGCGGCAGGGGCCACGGGCCAGGCUUCCUCGCUGCUGGGCGGCCGGCUGCUGGAACAGACGGCGGCUGGCUGCCACAAUGCCUACAUCGUCCUGUGCAUCGAGAACAGCUUCAUGACCUCCUCCAAGUAG